ACUCUGCUAGGUGCUGCUGCUGCUGCUGCUUUUUUGUACCUUUUACCUCUGGCACAACCUCAGUCCAUGCAUCAGUCCUCAGCCUGUGUGCUGAGAAGAGUGCACUGCCUCUGUGAAUCAGCUGAGUCAAAACGGGUUUCAGAUGUUAUGGACAGUUGCUUUGCAUGGCAGGCAGAAAUUCAACAGGAAAAUCACACUGCACCUCCUGGAGCCGGUGGUGUAUUUGGCAUCCCACUGCAUGCGCUGCCCCUUUCUGAUAAGGCAGAAGGUGUGCCACAGUUCCUUGUGGACGCCUGUGAAUUGCUCCGACCACAUCUUCAUGUUGAAGGGCUUUUCCGGAAAUGUGGCUCCAUGACGCGCAUCAAGGCUUUAAAGAGCCGGUUGGAGGCUGGGGAACGCUGCCUGGAGAUGGCUCUCCCAUGUGACAUUGCAACCCUGGUAAAGCAGUUCCUAAGAGCCUUGCCCGAGCCCCUGAUCCCAGCUAGACUUCAGGGGCCUCUCUGCCAAGUCCAGCGGCAAGAAGACAGCGAGGAUAAUCGGAGUUCACUGAUGCUCUUGGUCACCUCCCUGCUUCCGCAAAGAAGUGUGGACCUUCUCCGCUACCUCUUCAACUUCCUUCAGGAGGUGGCAGCCAGGUGUGCUCAGAACAAAAUGGACUUGAGCAACCUGGCUGUUAUCUUUGCACCCAACUUGUUCCCCAGUGCGCAUUGCAGCCACCUGAGUUGCCAAGCGGAGGAGCAGCUGCGGAGCCAGGCUGCUGUGGUGCAGACUCUCAUCACCCAUGCUCCUGAGAUCGGCAAUGUCCCCCAGUUUCUCUUGGGAAAAGUGCAAGCUGCACUUUCUGACCUGGACCGCAAAAGACAACCCUCACCAGGAUCUGAAGAGCAGAGAGAGAGGGAUGGAGAAGGAAGGAGUAGACGGCGUCGACGGAGCGUGAGCAACUUUGUAACUGAGACCCUGAGCAAAUUCAAAACAAGCCGAUCCCUUUAUUCCGCUCAUUGCCAGGACAUGAAAGCAGACUCCCCAAGUAAUACAACUCUGAAAACGUCUUUCAAUUCGAAGCGGAAAGCUUCUGAAGACGUUGCCUGGGCUACUGAAGUUUCAGCUAAGAAGAGGAGAUCAGGCAUAGAUUCACUCAGCUCUGAUCCCUUUGAAGAUGAUGCUGGGGAUCCAUUUAAUCAACCAGUGGAUCUGGGUUCAAUGCAAGAUCCUAUAAGCGCUGCUCCAGCUGUUUCCAGUGGCAUCUCAAAUCCAAUCUCUGACAUGCGACGAGGGGCACGAAGCCCACGAAGCCCAGCUGUAAAAGUUCAAAGGAAACGGAGCAGCAGCAAGAAGAAACGCCCUCCAAGAAAACACUCUGUUCAAUCUUCCCCCAGCCGCUCCCCGACUUCUUUUGAGCGGAAGGACGCGGGUCGCAAGUCAUUGCGCAUCUUUUUCCGCCAAAGCAAAGAUCUGGCAGGAGAACCAAGUGGCUGGCUUCUGAUGAAGAAGAUGGUAACAGAGACCAUUGAAGGCCCAACGUCCCAACAGAAAUGGGCCCAGCUACAGUCAUACAAGCUCAAAGAAAGUGCAACAGGCUCUUCAAGCCAGUUGCCCAAAGAAAACAGUUGCAUCCCUGCUUCUACAAACCCGGUGAUGAUGCCACAUGUGGUUGUGAAAUGCAAAAGUUGUAAGGCACCAAGGCCUGGCUUUGAUGCGGUCAUCUGUGGGCACCAUGAGAUGGGUUUGGAUGGCAAGCUGGAAAAGAGAGGGGCACUGGAUAAGGCAGAGGAUGUGGCUGAGGAGGGCAGGCCAGUGGCUCUUUCAGCCAAGCACCGCAGACCUCUUCGUCGGUCACUGAGUUGGUCUGAAGGUCUGUCAAUGAAAAAUGCCACAGAAGAAAUAGAUUUCUCUCCAGAGGAAGCUCCUGUGAGACUUGGGAGGUUUGGGGCCGGCUUAUUUGGCCUCCCAGAUGCAACCCAACCGGACAUGGAAGUCUUAGUGGCAGGCGUGAGGCAACUAGGCAUCCCUGCCAUGUGUGUAACACCGGUGGAUAGCUGUGUUCCUGGUUGUGCAGAGAAUGGCCCUAGCAAUCCACUUCCCUCCAAACCAGACCUGUCCGAUACCCAUCUCUCUUUUGCUGAACACCACCAACAGCUCAAUGAAGCACCCAAAAGUAGCCUGAAGCGCCUAACCCUCAGUUUUCAGCGGGCUUCGUCCCAAGCCAAUGAAGGGUCCAAGGUAGCCAGUCUUAGCCUUUCCAAGCGUAAAGGAGGGCGCCGGUUUGGUCGCUCAAUCAGCCACGAAAGUGGCCUGCCCUUACAGGCUGAGCAAGAGGCGGCCGCUGGGCUGAGCGGCCAUGCUGCAAAGAAAGAGGCAUCCCUUCAAUCUCCUAUGAGCCCUUUGCAGUCCUUCAAAGCAUAUGGGAGGCAGAUCUUCAUAACCCGCAAACAUAUCAUGAUGUCCUUUGCUGGGUUUCGUGGCAAAAGAGAGACAUCAAGCCCGAAGGGCAUCCAAGUGCCAACUGUGGGCACACCAGAGCCCUAGCUAGGAAUAGCUGUGGGAAGGAAAACAGUCAGUGGUGAGAAUGCUGAUCUCCCUGACUCUGCUCUUGGGUGAAGUUAAAGGAAUAAUAUUAUAAAAAAUCCUUGGAAGUGUUGCAAAACCUGGUCCAAUGUACUCUCCCUUUUGGCCGGCUGGGAUUGCAGUUCUAUUUCUGGCGGCUGUUACAGGUGAAAUGGUCCAACUUGAGUUUAAUUUGCAUUGUCCAACGUCAUUGCAUUUCCUUCUAGCUUUUUUGGCACAAUUCUGGGUGGCGGGGAUGGAAAAGGGUGGUGGGUUUUUGGAGGGAAAAGUGCUGAUGGCAGCUAAAUCUGUAUUCUCUCCUGAAUAAAUAACCCUUCCCUUUAAAACGAUGCUAAUGUUGGCACUGACCUCCCAGCCCUCACUUGCUCCAGUCUGUUGUCCUUAAAUCCACCCCACCACUCUAUAUUAUUUUUACCUACCAUUUCGUGUACCAAGACACCAGCUGUGCCUUGUACCAAACCUUUUGAUUGUGGGCGUUAAAAAUGUCGGUGUAUUUAAAAAUCCUUCCUCCAUUGUGCUCUCCCUCCAACUAAACUACCUCUAGUGACCUUGAAAGAGCAUAUGUACAAAUUGUGUACUCAGUAAUAUUAUUUUGCCAUUGGACUUGUGAUUUACAGCAGGCAGAGGCUGCAACUGAGAACAUAAUAUUUGGCUUCUCAGAACUGAGAACUUUGGACUUGCAGUCUCUAUAGCAAAGGUAAAAAAGGAGUAUUGCUAUGCUGUGUUUCAGCUCUGCACACACUCUUCCCUAAAUUACUUGUGGUUGCAAAAGACAUAAUAAGGCACAAAUGUCAAUUGUUUAGUUAUGUUCUUGAUAUUACAGAAUGACCUUCCCCAAACUUGGGGUUCUUCAGAUGUGUUGGACUACAACCCCUAUUCACCCCUAUCAUCUUCAAGAGACUAGUCCAACAGAGCUGAAAAGCACCAGUUUGGGAAUGCUAUUAUGGAUUGUUCGUGUUUAGCCUGGAUGGUGUUUGUAUGUACCUAAUUUCUUCAGUCCUCCGUUAGAGAGCUAUCAAAUGCCCCUCUCAUUUCGAUACAUAGCCUGUAUGUUUUAUGAUUAAUGAUGUGUGUCUUUGCCUCUUGGGUGCCUUUUUCUAACCCUAACACGAAAUACAUUAAAAGCAAGAAAGAUCACGUGGUUGCUCUUCUCUUAAACGACAUCUCCCUCUUUUACGCCCGUGCGGGUGUAUAUAUUUCAAAGCCUGGCUUUAAACCCUGCUGUUUCAUUUGGUCUUUUUUUAAAAUCCAGGGUCAGUAUGGUUAACGCAGGGGAGGAAAGCGCAUUAGUGAGGUGUGGAGGGGACAUGGCUGAAUUGUGCCCUGGGAGAGAGCAACAAAUAGGCACCAGUGCCCACAUCGAAGUGCAUAGUGCCCAAGGCCAGGUAAUUUUUUUGUUCAGGAUGGCGUUUGCAAAGCAGGAUUGCUGCUGGGCUCCAAUCCCAAAAUACCUCCUGGGUGGCUUCUGGGAGGAACAGAAUUGAUCUCCCCCAUUUGGUUCCCAGGGAAUCUGAAGCUCACCGCAUAGUACAGGGAAACCUGGGUACAAAUAAUAUAAUAAAUCAAAUAAUUUAAAACUGUUGUAGGUAUAGUGGCCCUAUUGGCCGCUAAUAUGGCCAACUGGAAUUAAAAGAUUCAAAAUCAUCCCAUGAUGGCACUUUUAUCAGGCUAACCAAAAGAUGCAAAAUACAUCAAGCUUCAUAGGGUCCUUUCUUCAGGGGCAGUAAAACAGCCUGCAGGGGAAAGAAAGUGAUGUUGCAGCCAUGGCGUCUAGGGCUGCCAGGUCUCAGGGGCUGGUCCUGAAUCUCCAGUUUGGCUGGGUCAUUUCUGGGAGUGGGAGACACAGGUGCAAAUCUUCCAGUUUUGGUAGGUUCAGCUCCAGGCAAAAGGAAAAGCCUGGGUGCCUAUCUCCUACUAAGCUAGUAGAGCAGCUACAAUACAAUUUUGCAAGGCUUAACUGAUUUGUUGAUGUAACUUGCAAAUGUUUUUCAUGAGGGAUUUUCUAUGUACUGUAUAUACUUAGUUAACGUUCUCCUUCUUUCCUAGUGAUGGUAGCGACAGGGCUCACCCUCUACUCUACAUCUGCAUCCUCCUUCUGGCUGGAUUUAAAUGUUCCUCAUGCUGUAUCCCUUACAAAGUGAGAAAGAAUAAUCCCCUCAUUCCACCCUGAUCUCUGAUUGUUACUGAAUGCAUAAUCUUUAAUGAUAUUAUCAGACAGCUAUCCCUAAAUUUUAGGUUUUGUUCCAGAAAUGUCAUGGCCUAGGAUGAUCCUGUUUUGGCAACCCUAAUCUUGAAACAGACUGACACAGCUAUCUCUUUGGAAGUUUGUGAGCAUGAAAAAAGUGAGGGCUUUCUCCAGCUGUAAUGUCAGCAAAGGCAAAGGAUGUAAAACACAGGCAAUAAAGCUUGGCUUCUGCAUUUGGAGUUGCAAA
Molecule: messenger RNA, 4997 nt
Organism: Sceloporus undulatus (fence lizard)
Lineage: Eukaryota; Metazoa; Chordata; Lepidosauria; Squamata; Phrynosomatidae
Exons: 14
Coding region: 67-2526 (819 amino acids)
Biological process (GO): signal transduction
Source: RefSeq, a predicted model, not a curated record